Molecule: messenger RNA, 1994 nt
Organism: Acinonyx jubatus (cheetah)
Lineage: Eukaryota; Metazoa; Chordata; Mammalia; Carnivora; Felidae
Product: pulmonary surfactant-associated protein A-like
Exons: 5
Coding region: 161-907 (248 amino acids)
Cellular component (GO): multivesicular body; rough endoplasmic reticulum
Source: RefSeq, a predicted model, not a curated record
UGACAGGAGCCUCUCUGGGGUGGAGAGGAAGCCUGGUAGCCUGCAUCCAUAUAAAUGGUGCUGCCCACCUCUCCACUCUGACCUGAAGGCAGAGAUCCCCGUGGGCUCCGUUGGAUGGUGGCCCUUUCUUUCUGCAGGAAGAACCACUGCGACAGAAGCCAUGUUGCUGUCCUCUUUGGUCCUCACUCUGGCCUUGCUGAUGGCUUCCGGCACUGAGUACAAGGUGAAGGAGGUCUGUAUCGGAAGUCCUGGCAUCCCUGGCACUCCUGGAUCCCACGGCCUGCCAGGCAGAGAUGGGAGAGACGGCAUCAAAGGAGACCCUGGGCCUCCAGGCCCGAUGGGCCCGCCUGGAGUAACACCAGCCUGCUCCGGGCCUAAUGGGCUGACCGGAGCCCCUGGUGUCGCUGGAGAGCGUGGAGUACAGGGGGAGCCUGGCGAGAGAGGCCCUCCAGGGCUUCCAGCUUCUCUAGACGAGGAGCUCCAAACCACGCUCCGUGACUUGAGACAUCAGAUCCAGCAGGCCAUGGGAGUCCUAAGUUUGCAGGAGUCCAUGCUGGUAGUGGGAGAAAAGGUCUUCUCCACCAACGGGCAGUCGGUUAAUUUUGAUGUCAUUAGAGAGUCAUGUGCCAGAGCAGGUGGCCGCAUUGCUGUCCCGACGAGCCCAGAAGAGAACGAAGCCAUCGCCAGCAUCGUGAGGAAGCACAACACUUACGCCUACCUGGGCCUGGAGGAGGGCCCCAGCCCUGGAGACUUCUGCUACCUGGAUGGGGCCCCCGUGAAUUACACCAACUGGUACCCAGGGGAGCCCAGGGGUGGGGGCAAAGAGAAGUGCGUGGAGAUGUACACAGACGGGCAGUGGAAUAACAAAAACUGCCUGCAGUACCGCCUGGCCAUCUGUGAGUUUUGAGCGGGCGCCCAGGCCACAGGAUAGAUAGGGCCCUGCCUUGCCUUUCGGCCUCCAUCCUGAAGAUGCACCUGAUCUCUGAGAUGCCCCUUUCCAACAAAAUUGUAUUUGUGGCUGUUAGGGCGGGAGGCAUGCUUAGCCACUCCACUCCCCCGACAGGCCCUGAAUCCCCACCCACAUCAUGAAUCAGUCUGACACUCCCCCUGAGCCCUUCCCGGUAAUGCAUUCUGGGCCCCACUCCUAACUUUGCCCUUUGGAAGAGACGGAGACCUCCUUCUUCCUCUUCUUGUCCAGUCCCUUCAUUUCUAGAUGGCAACAGUGAGGCCCCGGGAUGGAAGUUCCUUCCAAAAUCACACAGAAGGUGGCUGCUUCCUGGCUUCCCCUACUCUUAACUCUGCAGACUACCACCUGCCCAGCCCCAUCAAGAUUUAGCAGUUCUGGUCAAGCAUAAUGAUAGAGACAGGUGGAACUCUGGGGAAUUCCAAAUGCGGGAGCUAAGGACCCAUUUGGGAUUAUCCGGUCUCUGUCUCCCUGAGGUCAGAGGGCAAGGUGGUGUCCCAGCAUGGUGGAGGCCAACCUAACCCUGACGAUUGGCACGGAUUAUCCACUUCCUUGAGUCUUGGGUUGCCUGCUCAAAUCCCUGACCUAAAAGCAGCUAGUUUACUCCACUAGGGAAGAUCUCAUCCCUGACCCCAGACAUAAUCCAAGCUCCUUCCUGCCGACGAACAUAUCCCCACACCGUUUUGGGUCUCUGUAAGUUGCUCACACCACCCACACCACGAGCUAUUUAUCGAGCACGUAAAUAGUGUGCCGAGUCUGGUUACCCAGAAACUUGCCAAGCACUUCUAAUACAUCUUUUGGAGUAUGAUUUCAUCUUUACCCAACACCAUAGGCCCAGCCUUAUUUUCCCCAUUUUUAUACAAGGACACUGAAACUUAGAGAAGUUAAGUGUUUUGAGUUUUAUUACUUGGGGCAAGUGGCAGAGGCUGGAUUCACACCUAUCUACCUGGACCUGAAGUUUAUGCUCACAAUCACGUCACCUCUUGCCGGACAGAGGCGAUUUCCGUGUAAUAAAUCAUGACUGCGUUAA